Hyla sarda is the source of this 4665-nucleotide messenger RNA. Its product is annotated as alpha-2-macroglobulin-like protein 1. Gene Ontology annotation, molecular function: endopeptidase inhibitor activity. The record is from RefSeq and is a predicted model, not a curated record. Lineage: Eukaryota; Metazoa; Chordata; Amphibia; Anura; Hylidae. The coding region runs from base 38 to 4510 and encodes 1490 amino acids. Gene Ontology annotation, cellular component: extracellular region. The transcript has 37 exons.
GCGACAGCACCCCUAGAGGUUCGCAACCUACCUAUGCAUGACUCUAGAAAUGUUUGAUAAACUUCUCCAAUGCAUCUGUGAAAGGAUCCGUUGCCAAGACACCCACCUCAGAAGGAGCAUCUCGCCAGAGGAAUGCCUCAUCGUAACCCUCAGCCAUUAUGUGAUCACAGUUCCUGCACACUUCAAGGAGGGGACCGAAGGGAAAGCCUGUGUAACCUUUCUUGAUCUGAAGGGGCCGACUGACAUUAAAAUAGAGCUGAAGCAUGAGGAACAAGUUCGCAUUGUGACUGAACAGAAAAUAACCGCUCACGAUCAUUCUGAGUGCUAUGCCUUCCAGGUCCCACAAAACAAAGAUGAUCAUUCCUGGUUCUUACAUGUAUCUGCACAUGGAGAAAACAUCAAUGUGGAUGAAAGCAAGAAAAUUACUAUCCUAAAAGCAGGAGAUGAUGUGUGCAUCAUUCAGACUGAUAAGUCAACUUACAAGCCGGGUGAUAUAGUGAAAUUUCGCGUGAUAUCCAUAAACUCUGAUUUUAAACCUCUAAAUAAACAGCAUCAUUUGGUUGAAAUAAUAGACCCACUUAAAAACCGCAUAGCACAAUGGCUGGAUGUGUCUACAAAGCAAGGAUUUGCAGAUCUUACCUUCCAUCUGGCUGAAGAAUUAUCUCUUGGAGAUUACAGAAUUAACAUUCCUGACGGCUGUGUAAAAUACUUUAGCGUUGCUGAAUAUGUGUCACAGAGGUUUGAGUUCAAUCUCAAUAUUCCAUCUGAAGUAUCCACAACAGAUAAAUCCUUUCACCUUGAAGCUUGUGGCAAUUAUAUUUAUGGAAAGCCAGUAGAAGGCGUCAUUGAUCUUUCGGUGUGUGCUACAGUAUGUGAGAAUAGAUGGUACUGCAGAACUUCCUUUGACGAAGAAGAAACAGUCAUGAAGAAUUGUAUAGACAUUAAAGGAGAAAAGACUGACGAUAAAGGAUGUGUCUCCAGAGAUAUUCAUCUUAGUCAUUUCAAUUUGUCAACCACAGAACACAAUCUUAUAGAGAUUAAAUCUAAACUGACAGAAGACGGCACAGGCCAUAGUGAGGAAGCAUCAGAUCAUCUAGACCUCAGUUCAGGAAAGAAAACUGUUAAAUUUGAGGAAUGUGAACGAUUUUACCGUAAAGGAUUUCCAUAUCAUGGCAAGGUUAAAGUCAGCGAUGAAAAGAAAAAGCCCAUGGUUAAUACAGCCUUAACAUUAGCUAUAAUGAACCAGGAAGAAAAUUAUAAUACCACACAUAUGAAUCUGGUGACUGAUUCACAUGGAAUUGCACAUUUUACUCUUGAAACCCAUGAAUGGCAAUCAGUGCUAGCGUUGAAGGUUCGUUUGUCAUCUGAUGAUCAAAACGGUGAAGAUGAAGACUAUAAUUUGUGGGAUUAUGAAGAAAGAUAUACUGAAGAUUGGCACUAUAUUGUACGCUUUUAUUCUAAAAGUAAAAGUUUGCUGUCAAUACAAAAGCAUCCAGAAGAGGUAUCAUGUAAUUCUGAGCAGUCAGCAACAGUCGAAUAUAACAUCCAUACGAACCUUGAUUCUGAUACGGAUCAUCUCCACUUUUUUUACAUCCUUUUAUCAAAAAGUGGAAUCUUCUCUUACAAGGAACAUACAGUAGAUGUUAAAGACCAGGCAAAAAGCCCAAAUCUGCAGGGUUCAUUCCCUCUAAAUUUCCAUGUGGAUGAAGAUUUCUUCCCAAGAUUCAGUCUUCUAGUUUUCUCUGUUCUGCCCAAUGGAGAGACAAUUGCAAUGGCUACAGAUUACAAUGUCUCACCAUGUGGAAAAAGCAAGGUGAAACUUAGCUUCUCUGAAGAACAAGUCCGACCUGGGGAAAAUGUGAACCUUGAAGUUACAGCAGAAGCCGGGUCCUUGUGCUCUGUGCGCUCUGUAGAUAAAGGAUACCUGCUCAAAAACCCUCAUUCUGAUAAUAAUCUGAUAUCAGAUGUGACUACAAGACUGAGGCAAGCUGGACAUGAAUAUUCAUACUGGUUUCUGGAACCUGGCCGUGAUGAAGACCACUGCCCUGAGAAUACCACAGCUAGAACUGAAGAAAUCUUUGAUGUUUACAAGUUAUUUUUGACACAGGAUCUACUGAUUUUUACCAACACUGAGGUAAAGGAACCAGUGAAAUGUGUCUCACAUGACAUUGCUAUGCGCUCCUCUAUCAAAAAGAAGAAACCUGGCCAUAAAGAAACCAAAAAAGAGAUCCAGAAACCUUUUACAAGAACUUACUUUCCAGACAAUUGGAUUUACAAGUUAGUUUCUAUCGGCUCAGAGGGACACACUGUACUGAAUCAAGAGACUCCUCACACUAUCACUAAGUGGGUGACUGAUGCCUUCUGCUUGGGCUCAUCUGGUUUUGCCAUUUCCGGUGAGGUUGAGCUCACCACAUUCCAACCUUACUUCAUUGACCUGAUUCUACCCCAAUCUGUAGUACAAGGAGAGAAAUUUACCAUACAAGCCGUGGUCUUCAGCUAUGUGAAGAAAUGUAUUCUGAUUGUGGUGUCAUUGUCUGAUUCAGAGGAUCUUCGAACAGCCAACGAAAAAGAUCAGUCCAGAUGUGUCUGUGAGGGGCAUUCACACAUGUUCUCCUGGGAUGUUUCAGCCAUAAAACCAAAAACACUAAAGGUUCAUGUCAACAGUGGAUCUAUAGAAGUGGAGGGAGACUGCAAACAGGAUGUACUAGCGAUUGGAGAAGAUCACAGAAAAGACUCUGUGGAAAAAACAAUUGUGGUCAAGCCGAGAGGAUAUGAGGAUGAAAAGACAAAGACGUUCUUACUUUUACCAUCAGACAACAGAGAGGCCCUUUCUAUUAAUAUCGAUACUCCGGAGAGACUAGUAGCAGGCUCUGAACGGGCACACAUCAUCAUUCUGGGUGAUCUCAUGGCCAAUAUCGUUGCUAACUUGGACGAUAUUGAUAGAAUGCCUGAUGCAUGUGCAGAACAGAACGCAGCAAAGUUUGCUAGAUAUGUUUACACACUGAAGUAUCUCGAGAGCAUACAAGAACUGACACCCGAACAAAAAGCCAAGAGUAUUGAAUCAUUGGUUGAAGGUUACCAAAAACAGCUCACAUUUAGGACUGAAAAUGGAUCCUUUACAACUUUUCCAGGUGGCUCUGCAAAUAUAUGGCUCACAGCAUUCACAAUCAAGGCUUUUAAUGGUGCACAGAAGUUCAUCUACAUAGACGAGAGCCACAUUCAACAGACGGUUAAUUGGCUGCAUAGCAAACAACAGCCUGAUGGAUGCUUCAGUGAGGAGGGAGAGUACUACAACAAUGAAAUAGAUAUAGAUGAUCCAGUGCCACGCACGGCCUACAUCACUAUUGCUCUCCUGGAACAUCACGUUGUAUACAAUGGAACUAUUGUAGAAAAUGCCCUGAGCUGUCUGAGGAAAUCAGUGGACCAAGCUACAUCAGAGAACACCCAGGCUCUCCUGGCAUAUGCCUUCACCUUAUCAGGAGACAAUGAGCUGAGAGAUCAGAUACUGAAGAAAUUGGAUAUAAGUGCUAUAACAAAAGCAUCUAAUGUAUAUGACGGAGAAAUGCAAAGAGCCUCAUAUGCUAUUCUCACCAUACUUUCUGAGAAGACAACAACCCCCAAGAAUCUGGAAGAUGCUGGGGAUCUCGUUCGUUGGAUUGUGAAACACCAAAAUGCAUGGGGCGGCUUCUAUUCUUCACAGGACACUACCUUAGCUAUUCAAGCACUGGCUCAAUAUGCCAAAGCUAUUAACCACAAGAAGGGGGAUUCAACAGUGACAAUAAAGUCAAAGUCCGGCUUUGAAAAGACAAUACAUGUGGACAAAAGCAACAAUCUUCUUGUACAAACAGUGGAUCUUCCAGAAAUUCCUGGAGAAUAUACUGUUAGUGCUACAGGCGAUGGCUUCGUCUAUUUACAGUCACAUUUACAUUGCAAUGUUUUGCCUGAGAAAACUGAAAAAGAAUACUUUUCCUUCAACGUAAGCACUGAGCCGUCUACUUGCAACCAUGCAUCUUGGAAAAGAUUUGAUGUGCAUAUAGAUGUCAGCUAUUCAGGGAAACGGGAAAACACCAAUAUGGCGAUGAUUAUAGUGGAGACUGUAUCUGGAUUCAUUCCUGAUAAGGACAGCGUGAAAAAGUUGAAGAAAAAUCCUCUUGUGGAGAGAACAGAAGUAUCAGCGGAGAACAUUACCAUUUACCUGUCCAAGCUCACACAUGAACCUGUAAGCUUUGUCUUUUCUCUGGAACAAGAAGCUCCAGUACAGAAUCUGCAGCCGGCCUCGGCUGUAGUAUUUGAUUACUAUGAUCCAGAAGAGUAUACUGUGGUCGAGUAUAGUGCCCCAUGCAGUGAAGUAAUACCUCACUGUGCAGUAUCUGCUGAAGAGAGAGAGGAUUGUGGAUACCCAAAUAUAUCACAGGAUCAAUGUCAUCAGAAAGGCUGCUGCUAUGACCACAGCAUCCCUGGAACCAAGUGGUGUUUCUUCCAAGGCUUUAGGAAGACACAAAAGCAUUAAUCGAGGGUCACUAACUGCACAACACACCGGCGACCUCUACUCUAGGGAAAAGUCCAUGACAACUUUACAAAGAGAGGAAGAGCGUCUGGUCAUAUACACCAUCAAAUUCUAUGUCCUACAAACAAACUCUCAAUAAAAUAUAAAUGUGUCCUGCU